Molecule: messenger RNA, 949 nt
Organism: Cuscuta campestris
Lineage: Eukaryota; Viridiplantae; Streptophyta; Magnoliopsida; Solanales; Convolvulaceae
Source: the annotation of a GenBank genome assembly
GGACCGCUAACAUUGCUUCAGCUCAUAAAUUUGACUCCCAAUUUUUUAUCAUCAUCAACAGGCGAAGGAAGUACAAGUGCAAGCUCAUCAAUCAUGGAGAAGCCGCUGUUAUCAGGAAAAUCGGAAACCCUAAGUAGCGAGCAGGGAGAUAGUGAAAGAUGGAGUUCAUCGUACGCGUUUGCUGGAAAGGAAGUCAGCGUGGAUGAGAUUCGAUCUGCCGCGGCUGCUGCAGCCUCCAUUUCCUACCCUCCUAUCCCCCUUACUCCGCCCUUGAUCGGCUUUCCCCAAUCCCAUCACUAUGGUAAUUCUUCUUCCUCUAUGUCUUUUUAUUAGAUGUGGCAAAUAUUUAUUUUUGACCCGAAAUCCGGCCCGAGGUUGCAAAGGUUUUGUUAACGAACCCGGACCGGCCCCCCUAAGAGAAGGUUAAACUUGUUCGAAUCUGAACCCGAUCUGCCUGAUCUGUUAAAGUAAUUUUUUUUCGAAUUCAUGUACAACAACAACAACCUAGUAGAAUCACAUGAGCAGGAUUUGGGGAGUGCGUGCACGUAGACCUUACCCCUACUCAAGCAUUCAAAAUCAUGUACAUUAAUAUGAUAAGUAAUGUGAUAAAAUUUAUUAUUUUUCUUAUAACUCUUUUUUAGCAUUACAACUUAUCUUUUCAAAUGAGUUUUUAAUGAUGGUUUGUUAUUUAUUUAUUUAUAAAUUGUACUCCCUCCGUUUCUUAAAACCCUUUCUCUUUCAUUUUUUUGUUUUUCUUAAAACACUUCCCCUUUCUAUUAAAAAACACUUUUACCCCUACUUUUUCAUACCCUAUCACAUCAUACUUUUUCACUAACAACUAAACUAUCACAUCUUACUUUUACCCAUCACAUCAAGGGCAAAAUUGGAAAGUCAACUACAAUUUAACACUUCCUUAUUUUCCCCCAAAGUCAAAAGAGGAACUCUUUUG